This is a messenger RNA of Cyphomyrmex costatus, 1406 nucleotides long. Its product is annotated as N(4)-(Beta-N-acetylglucosaminyl)-L-asparaginase. Gene Ontology annotation, cellular component: cytoplasm; lysosome. Gene Ontology annotation, biological process: protein deglycosylation. The record is from RefSeq and is a predicted model, not a curated record. The transcript is spliced from 6 exons. Lineage: Eukaryota; Metazoa; Arthropoda; Insecta; Hymenoptera; Formicidae. The coding region runs from base 189 to 1271 and encodes 360 amino acids. Gene Ontology annotation, molecular function: N4-(beta-N-acetylglucosaminyl)-L-asparaginase activity.
CGUUGAUAAUACGCUGCCCGAACGCAGCUAUGAUUAAUAUAUCUACCCAUUAAAGAAAUAUUAACAAUAUGAUAACAUAAUUACAGUGAGACUCAGGGCAAGUGUAAUAAUACGAAAAAUAACGUAAUCCAAUAGAUUCAUAUGGAUACCGUGCAAACAAUUCAGAAGCUGUAGACAGAAAUUGCAGGAUGAGGAUAGCCAGCUUUGCAGGAAUUUUAUUGCUUCUUGAAGCUUAUUCGUUUGUGAAUGCAAUUAACGAGAAGCAGAAUCCUGACAUUCUCGACAGUAGCCAUCCUAUAAUAGUGGUCACCUGGGAUUACAAAAAUGCAACGGAAAAAGCCUGGGAUGUAAUAUAUAAUCAAAAAAGAAGUGCUUUGGACGCAAUAGAAGAAGGAUGUUCCUUGUGUGAGGAGCAGCAAUGUAGAAAGACUGUGGGAUUUGGUGGCAGUCCGGAUGAAUCUGGAGAAACUACGCUAGAUGCUCUCAUUAUGGACGGAACAACAAUGACCGUAGGAGGAGUAGGAGGACUACAAAAUGUAAAGAAUGCUAUUUCAGUCGCUCGCAAAAUAUUGAAACACACAAAGCAUUCCUUGCUGGUUGGAAAUUUAGCUACAGAAUUUGCUGUGAAUAUGGGAUUCAAGCAGGAGUCUUUACAAACGGAUGAGUCCAAGAAGAUGUGGACACAAUGGAAGGCGAACAAGUGUCAACCCAACUUUUGGAAGAAUGUCACACCAGAUCCAACAAGUUCCUGUGGACCAUAUUGCCCAAUCGACAUAGAAGAUGACAAAAACGAGGUAGUAGGAAGCGAGGAAAAUCAUGAUACGAUCGGUAUACUCGCGAUAGACUCACAGAGGCGAAUAGCAGUUGGAACAUCCACAAAUGGCGCCAAGUAUAAGAUACCUGGGCGCGUUGGGGAUUCUCCUAUUCCAGGAGCUGGCGCAUAUGCCGUUCAGGACAUCGGCGCAGCUGCUGCUACCGGUGACGGAGAUAUUAUGAUGCGAUUUUUGCCAAGCUUCCUGGCAGUAGAGGAAAUGCGUCGUGGACUAAGUCCAUUAGAAGCUGCUAAGAAUGCGAUUUUGAGAAUUACCCAUCAUUAUCCUAACUUUUUCGGCGGGGUGAUUGCAUUGAAUGCAAGAGGACAAUACGGAGCAGCAUGUAAUGGGAUGUUGGUGUUUCCUUACUAUGUCGCACAUCCUACCUUAGGCCCUAAAUUACAUUCCGUUUAUUGCAACAAUUAUUCGCAAUGUGAUGGAUCUGGUGAAACUUGUUAAUUUGCACAUUUGUUCAAACUUUAAAGUGAUAGUUAUUCAAGUUUACUUACCUUCAUUAAGAAUUAAUCUGGGAUAUGAUCUUUUAUUACUGUCUCACAAACCUUAAGAUAUGUUAAACUUGACAUUGAAAAUAUA